Molecule: messenger RNA, 3535 nt
Organism: Triplophysa rosa
Lineage: Eukaryota; Metazoa; Chordata; Actinopteri; Cypriniformes; Nemacheilidae
Gene: wdr45b
Product: WD repeat domain 45B
Exons: 10
Coding region: 282-1316 (344 amino acids)
Biological process (GO): protein lipidation; autophagy of mitochondrion; protein localization to phagophore assembly site
Cellular component (GO): phagophore assembly site membrane; cytosol; extrinsic component of membrane
Molecular function (GO): protein binding; phosphatidylinositol-3,5-bisphosphate binding; phosphatidylinositol-3-phosphate binding
Source: RefSeq, a predicted model, not a curated record
CUGAUAGAAGACUUUAACAAGCGUGAGCAGCGUGCUUACUGGAAUUAGACUUUAAUGUUAACGUUACCCUUCCCGCAAUCUGUCCGUUGAUAGGAUAUAGGAGGAACAACAGGCGCUUUGCCAACUUUAUUUCCUGGCUGGAGAGACAAUCGUGAUAUUAAAUCCCAUGUACCUAGCAUUAGCCUGCCAACUCUAGCCCUCAUAGGCGGCUAGAGGAAUGCUGUCAUUUAGUUAGGCUGAUAUCUUUUCCCAUUUAGAUUACCCACAUAUCAGCAAGCACAAUGAAUUUACUACCAUCCAAUCCACACGGCAAUGGAUUACUUCAUGCUGGAUUUAACCAGGAUCACGGAUGUUUUGCAUGUGGAAUGGAGAAUGGAUUCAGGGUAUAUAACGCGGAUCCCCUUAAAGAAAAGGAAAAACAAGAGUUUCUUGAGGGAGGAAUUGGUCAUGUGGAGAUGCUUUUUCGGUGCAAUUAUCUUGCGCUUGUUGGAGGUGGAAAAAAACCCAAAUAUCCUCCCAAUAAAGUGAUGAUUUGGGAUGACCUCAAGAAAAAGACUGUGAUCGAGAUUGAGUUUUCAACAGACGUUAAAGCUGUUAAGCUACGGCGUGACAGAAUUGUGGUUGUCCUGGAUUCCAUGAUAAAAGUCUUCACAUUUACACACAAUCCUCAUCAGCUGCAUGUCUUUGAAACAUGCUAUAACCCUAAAGGUUUGUGUGUCUUGUGCCCGAACAGCAACAAUUCAUUGCUAGCAUUCCCAGCAACUCACUCUGGACAUGUUCAGAUUGUAGACCUGGCCAACACAGAGAAACCACCAGUUGAUAUUCCUGCCCAUGAGGGCGCUCUGUGCUGCAUCGCCCUCAACCUACAGGGCACGCGGAUAGCAACAGCAUCUGAAAAAGGGACUUUGAUCAGAAUAUUUGACACCUCAGCAGGUCAUCUUAUUCAGGAGCUAAGAAGAGGAUCACAAACUGCCAACAUAUACUGCAUCAACUUCAAUCAGGACGCAUCUCUUAUCUGCGUAUCCAGCGAUCAUGGAACAGUCCAUAUAUUCGCUGCAGAGGAUCCCAAAAGAAACAAGCAAUCCAGCUUGGCAUCAGCCAGUUUUCUACCCAAGUAUUUCAGCUCCAAAUGGAGUUUCUCCAAGUUCCAGGUCCCAUCUGGUUCUCCGUGUGUCUGUGCCUUUGGAACAGAACCCAAUGCUGUUAUAGCUAUUUGUGCUGAUGGCAGCUACUACAAGUUUUUGUUCAACCAGAAAGGGGAGUGCUCAAGAGAUGUUUACGCACAGUUCUUGGAAAUGACCGACGAGACGAUCUGAGUGUCGACCCUACUUCACUUAAUAAGUUUCAGUUUUUUUCUCCAAGUUAAAGGAUAUCCAAGUACUCGAGUGGCAUUCAUGUGAUAGACUCUUUUUUUUUUGGAGAUCAUCAUGUCACUGAUAUGGAGGAGAGACCAAAAGACACUCUAAAUUAUCUCUUCAUUCAAACUAUAAGAGACCUGAAAAACCAGAGAGAUGACUGAAUAACUGGGACUACAGAGGACUGAAGUACUGGAGAAAAGGGAUAUCUUAUUUUUUGGAAAACAGGUUUUUAAACGUCUUCCAUGGGAUUUUUUUAAAGCGUUGGAUGUCCUUGGCUAGGUAGCAAGAGCGAUUGUCUUUGUCCACUAACAAAAACCUAAUCUAAUGUAGUGCCUCUAUAUUAAUGAUGAGAGGAGCAUCAUUCACAGUAUGUAUUUACAAACUACUUGGUAGUGUUAGGUAUUGUUUAACAUGCGGUAUGAACACAAAAUACCAUUGAAAAUUAUGUAACUACAUAGACUAACAGUGUAUAGACUAGUUUAACAAAAACAUUUUAUUGUGUAAAUGUGUGCUCCUCAUUUCGAGUAAUGCAGUUUUCUUUAUUUUUUUUUGGAAGUUGUUGUUGAACUUUAAGAGGAAGAAAUGUAUUCUCAUUGCUCUGUAAUAAGUUCUGUAGUUUUCCUCCAACCAAAAAUGAAAAUUCUGUCUUGAAUUGUUCCAAUGUUCCAAACAUGUAUACAUUUCUUUGUUCUGAUAAACACAAUAAAAGAUCAUUGGAAAAAUGUUAAUAACUGACAUUUCUGGGACAUCAAUGACUGCCAUAGUAGAAAAAAAUAAAAUGACAGUUAACGGUGCACUGUUUGCUUUCCUAAAUUCUUCAAAAUAUCUCUUUUUGUUCUGUUGUUAACAGAACAAAAAAAAUGAUACAAUCAUUUUUCCUACUAUGGUAGUCAAUGAUAUCCCAGAAAUGUCAGUUGCUAACAUUUUUCCACAUAUCUUUCUGUGUUCAUCAGAACAAAGAAAUGUAUACACCUUUGGAACAACUUGAGGGUGAGAAUAUGAUGACAGAAUUUUCAUUUUUGGGUGAACUAUCUCUUUACGCCAAUGUGCUAUUACAAACAAACACAAAACGUAUAAAAUUACAAAUUUGUCAUACAUAUAAUCCAGUUUUGGUCCUUAUUGAUUAAAAUAAAAUAUAAGAAACUGUAAUAAAAAUAUAUGUUCUCAUCCGAAAACGAAUCGAGAAUAACUGCAUUGCAAGGUUAUAUGUAAACAAUUGUCUGGAUGUAAAUUAAAUACAUCCAGUGGUUGCAAAUGAACACAAACCAGAAUGAGCACUUCAUAUGUUGGUAAAAAUACUUUUUCAUACCAAAUCAAACCACUAAAUGCCCUCAGCAUUCUCUUUUAAAGACUAUUGCACUUACCAAUGUGCCCGGUCUUAUCGUCUGAUCGUGUAGUGAUUUUGUAUUUUAAAUUUAUUAUUAUUUUAAUGCUAUUUGAAAUUAAUAUGUAAGCAAUUUUGUUACUCAUUUAAUGCUUAAAUGUGCAAGUGAUUGUUGCUUUAUUUUAAGAGUAUGAUGUUCAUAUGCUGUUUGACUGUGAGACCUGAAGGAAUGCCCACAGAAAUCAGCCUCAUACAAAUUAAAAGCAGAUUGUACAAUUAAGAAUGGAAAAUCAUUUGUAAUGAACUCCAUGCUGACACUAUGACAUGCAAGUUUACCACAGCUGAAAUUACUCUCUUAGAGCACUUGCAUUUGUCAUUUAGUAUUUAUGUUAGAUGCACAUUCUCUCUUCAGCUGAUUCUUCUCUUUAAUUGUUUUACUGUGUGAAAAUGAUUGUCAUGUCAUGUUGAAUGUGCAAUGCAACGUACUAGCAUCAUCGCAACAGGGCACGCGCCUUUAAUAUCAGACUGCCGUAAUGUUCUACUCGGCAAUUGUGAAUUAAAGGUGGGUGCUACAAAGUUUUUCUACAUUAUAUUAACGUUACAUCGCACAAUCAUUGUCAGGGCGAUUAAAAUCAAAUGGUUAUUAGCGGGUCAUUGUAACAUAAUUUCAGAUAUUUUGGAGCUCGUCAUUGAAUUGUAAUUACGUUGCUGCCUACAGAAAACAUGUAACCCUCCAGAAUGUCGUCACCAAUACUACCUCAAACUCCUCGCAUCGCCAAGACGCCAAUCCGCCUGUUACAACACACCAAUUACAUGCGUGUCAACAAGCCCACGGUGCAACCAACCUAAACAC